AUGUCUGAACCCAGUAGCACUACCUUGUAUUCCCCCUCCACUUUCGUGUCUGGCAUCUCUGAGCCAUCUCCUGUCACUCCGAAGAAACCUAGGCCUCAGACGAUGCAACCUCAGCAGCGACUUGUCGAUUUGACUGAGCAGCCGCCACGCAAAAGACGGUCGUCGCGUCCUUCUACCGCUCCUUCUAGCUUCGCACAUGUUUUCGACGAGAACGCCCUUCCGACAAAGAGGCAGCUGCUAGAUGCAGCGUCUUGUGUUGUCGUGGCUGAAAACGGCAUUAGAGUUCCAUUUGGCGACCUCUUCCGGGAUCAGAAGACGGUCGUUAUAUUUAUCAGACACUUCUGGUGUCCGAUGUGUCAAGACUAUAUGUUUUCUAUCGCCAAUACUGUAGAUCCACAAGUACUCAAGCAGUCAGGAAUAAACCUUGUAAUCAUCAGCAAUGGCUCGUACAACAUGAUCAAAUCUUACCGACAGAUCUUCCGGACGCCCUACGCGGUGUAUACCGAUCCUUCUUCUCGCCUCUAUGGCAUUCUGGGAAUGACUUUGAGGUCGGUCGAGCCAAAAUCAGAACGUCGCGGUAGCUACGUCCGACAUGGUCGUGCGGGGGGCAUUGCAAUGGUCAUCGCGAAUGCUCUGCGUGUCGGCAUGCCGCUCUGGGAGAAAGCCGGCGAUGUCACUCAGCUUGGUGGCGAGUUUGUCCUCGGACCCGGAAUGACGGCAUCGUACGCGCACCGCAUGCGAAGUCGCAGCUCGCAUGCGCCUAUCGUUCGGGUGCUCACGGCUGCAGGUGUGCAUGUUUAUCUCCGUAGCGAGAAGCCGAAACCUGUUGUCUCAUCUGAUCCGGCCGGCCGGGCCUCUCUCGUUCUUGAGGUGGAUGAAGAACAAUGGAUGGAGGAGCGACGCCGGAGUCUUGCCAGAAUCCGCGAGCGGAAACGGGCCCGGAGAUUAGGCGUCAGCGUACCUCCCAGCAGCGACUCCAGCUCUGAGCAAGAUGCGGGACGUCGAAUC
This is a messenger RNA of Suillus subalutaceus, 1008 nucleotides long. RefSeq lists its product as uncharacterized. NCBI's taxonomy places the organism in Eukaryota, Fungi, Basidiomycota, Agaricomycetes, Boletales, Suillaceae. The transcript has 4 exons. The annotation marks the transcript as partial. The record is from RefSeq and is a predicted model, not a curated record.